Messenger RNA from Schizosaccharomyces cryophilus OY26, 1269 nucleotides. RefSeq names its product splicing factor Spf38. The transcript is spliced from 5 exons. The coding region runs from base 213 to 1238 and encodes 341 amino acids. Gene Ontology annotation, cellular component: catalytic step 2 spliceosome. Gene Ontology annotation, molecular function: RNA binding; protein binding. NCBI's taxonomy places the organism in Eukaryota, Fungi, Ascomycota, Schizosaccharomycetes, Schizosaccharomycetales, Schizosaccharomycetaceae. The record is from RefSeq and is a predicted model, not a curated record.
UGCUCUGGGUUUUCGUACUAGCUGUUUACGGUUAUAUCCUUUUAGCUAUUACUGUAUAGAAGGGCUUAUUACCGUGAAACAAAAUCGACUGGAAUCUAUUCAAAAAAUCUACUUUGCAAUAUAUUAAAUUGAUAAUUUAUCUGUCUUUAAAAUACUUUUAGCAUCUUUGGCUGUUUUCUAGUUUUAUACGUUCGUGUCAUUUCUAAAUAGUAAUGGAUAAACGAAAAGAACCCGAAGUUCCUCAGAAUGGACAUGUCGUGAAACGACCUCGUGUGGAAGAUGUAAUUUUAGCCUCAGAUGAAGAUGUUGUAUCUAGGACCUCUGACUUAAUGGCCCCUAAUUUACAAAUGAUAGGACACACUUCAGAAGUCUUAGUUUCCAGAUUUGAUCUCUCUGGUUCGAAAUUUGCGUCUGGAGGGAUGGAUCGUCAGAUACUCUUAUGGAAUGUAUUUGGAGAGGUCAGUAAUUUUGGUAUCUUGUCUGGUUCAAAAGGUGCCAUUACUGAUUUACAAUGGAGCAGAGAUGGUGAAGUUUUAUACAAUGCUUGCUCUGAUGCCAAUUUAUAUUCCUGGAAUACUAAUUCUGGAAAAAAAAUAAGAAAAUACAAAGGCCAUGCUGGCGUGGUUAAUGCUCUAGAUGUAUUACGGGUCGGUUCUGAACUGCUAACUUCAGUAAGCGAUGAUUCUACAAUGAAGAUUUGGGAUUCCCGCUCUAAGGGCUGUAUACAAAGCAUAGAAGAAAAAUAUCCCCUUACAGCUGUUGCCAUUUCUCAGCAGGGUACUACUGUAUACACAGGAGGAAUAGAAGGUGUCAUUAAAGCUUGGGAUUUAAGGACAAACGAAGUCAUCUAUACUUUGAAAGAACAUAAUGAUAUCAUAACGAGUUUGUCUUUGUCUAAAGAUGGUUCCACUUUAUUAUCCAAUUCCAUGGACAAUACAGUACAAACCUUUGACGUUAAACCAUUUGCUCCUUCCAAAAGGCAUUUGAAUGUUUUUAAUGGGGCCGUACAUGGAUUAGAGCAUAACCUUUUAGGAGCGGCAUGGAGUGGUGAUUCCCGUUUAGUUGCUGCAGGUAGCUCUAAUCGAAAUACCUAUGUCUGGUCAUCCUCUUCCGGUGAACUAAAAUACCAAUUACCUGGUCAUGAAGGUUGUGUUAAUCACGUUGAUUUUCAUCCAACUCAAAACAUCAUCCUUUCAUGUUCUUCUGACAAAACAAUGUUUCUUGGAGAACUUAGUUAGAACUAAUAAAAUUGUCUUUGAUGCAUCUCAA